UUCCCUUCACACUUUUUCUGUGGAGCAAAGCUUAGGUCUAAUAUUCCAGUACACUAAAUUGGUCGUGUGUAUGUGUAUACGUGGAAUACAAGUCAGCCAUUGUGGUGUCAACGAUCUAUGCGGUUUUUGGUGUCCAACAUAUAGGUUUAAGUUUAAGUUGUGAGUGAUGAGCAAGGUGGUCUUAAACUAGAAACAAAUGGGCGCUAUUUUCUUUAUUCUUGUCCAUCCUUAUUUACUAUUUUUAUCCUCCAAAGUGUCCUUUGCACUAGAUAGCAUUAAUACAUCCCAAUUUAUCAGUGAAGCAAACACCUUAGUUUCCAAAGAUGGAAACUUCGAACUGGGUUUCUUCAGUCCUAGUAGUUCCAACAAUCGCUACCUGGGAAUAUGGUACAAGAAUAUCUCAGCGAAAACUAUUGUUUGGGUUGCAAAUCGACUCAACCCGAUCAAUGACUCUGGCUUGUUGAUGAUAAACAGUAGUACAGGCAGUGUUGUGGUUAUGAGUCAGAAUAAGAGUGUUGUUUGGUCAACAAGUCCACAAAGACAAGCCAAGAAUCCAGUGUUAAAGCUCUUAGACUCUGGAAAUCUUGUACUAACAGUAACAGAUGAGAAAGAUGAAAAUUCAAGAAUCUCUUUGUGGGAAAGUUUCGACUAUCCGACUGAUACAUUUUUACCAGGAAUGAAGUUGGGAUGGGACUUGAAGAAAGGUGUUAACCGGUUUUUAACAGCAUGGAAGAAACCAGAUGAUCCAUCUCCUGGAGAUUUUACUUUUGGGAUGUUAGAAAUGGGAAUUCAUUCAUAUCCUGAAGCUUAUACUUGGAAGGGUAACAAAAAGUUCUAUCGUACUGGUCCAUGGAAUGGCCUUAGGUUCAGUGGUUCACCAGAUUUAAACCCCAAUCCAGUUUAUAAUUACAACUUUGUCUCUAAUGAGAAUGAAGUGUACUACACGUACACCCUCAAAAAUAAGUCUCUAAUCUCAAUUUCUGUUUUGAACCAAACCACCCAAUCCUGGGAUCGCUAUACAUGGAUUGAAGAAGAGAAAAUUUGGGAGGCUUACUCAUCAAGACCUGGGGACUACUGUGACAGAUAUGGACUUUGUGGAGCCAAUGGAAAUUGUGUCUUUACUGCAUCACCGGUCUGCCAAUGUCUAAAAGCAUUCAAGCCUAAAUCACCAGAAUUGUGGAGCUUAACGGAGUGGUCUCAAGGUUGUGUACGCAAUAAACCAUUGAGCUGCCAUACAGAUGGGUUUGUUAAAUUUGUUGACUUGAAAUUGCCGGAUACUACAUAUUCUUGGGUGAACAAAAGUAUGAGCCUUGAUGAAUGCAGGGUCAAAUGCUUGAACAACUGCACCUGUAUGGCUUAUACAAACUCGGAUAUCAGAGGAAGAGGUAGUGGCUGCGCCAUCUGGUCUGGUGAUUUAAUGGAUAUUAGACAAUUUCCGGCACGUGGGCAAGAUUUAUAUAUCAGAAUGUCAGCUUCAGAGCUACAAGAGGAAAAACAUGGUCCCAAGAUCAAGAUUGCAGUGACAGUUGCUGCUGCCGUUGCUGUAGUUUCUGGAACACUCUUAGUUGGCUUUUAUAUUUGCAAAAUCGGGACAAAAUUAAAAGUUAAAAAGGAGUCAAAUGGAAUCAUAAGUCAUCAAAACAAUGAAGGUCAAAAGGAAGACCUUGAGCUCCCUUUCUUAGACCUAUCCACAAUAGUUGGUGCCACUGACAACUUUGCACCCAACAACAAGCUUGGUGAAGGUGGUUUUGGACCUGUUUACAAGGGUAUAUUAGAAGAUGGACAAGAAAUAGCUAUCAAGAGGCUUUCAAGGAGUUCUGGACAAGGAUUGAAUGAGUUCAAGAAUGAAGUAAGAUUGAUAGCCAAGCUUCAGCACCGGAAUCUUGUAAAGCUUGUAGCCUGUUGCAUUCAAGGAGAAGAGAAAAUUUUGGUUUAUGAAUACAUGCCCAAUAAAAGUCUAGACUCCUUCAUUUUUGAUCAAACAAAACGUACACUGUUAAAUUGGUCCAUGCGCUUCAAUAUUAUAUGCGGAAUUGCUCGGGGGCUUCAAUAUCUUCAUCAAGAUUCCAGAUUGAGAAUCAUACAUAGAGAUCUCAAAGCAAGUAAUGUUUUACUUGAUAUUGAGAUGAAUCCUAAAAUUUCAGACUUUGGAGCAGCUAGAACUUUUGGAGGAGAUCAGUUAGAAGGAAACACAAAUAGAGUAAUGGGAACUUGUGGUUAUAUGGCACCGGAAUAUGCUUUUGAUGGGCUAUUCUCGACAAAAUCUGAUGUCUUUAACUUUGGGAUUUUGUUGCUUGAGAUCAUAUGCGGGAAGAAAAGUAGAGGGCUUUUUCAUCCAAACCACAGCCUUAACCUUAUUGGAUAUGCAUGGAGACUGUGGAAUGAGGGAAGGCCAUUAGAAUUGACUGAUGAAUGCUUCAGACAAUCGUCCACAUUGUCAGAGGUUCUACGUUGCAUCCACAUUAGCCUCUUAUGCUUGCAACAGUGUCCUGAAGAUAGGCCAAGCAUGUCAUCUGUGAUUGUGAUGUUGGGCAGUGAGGGUGCAUUGCCUCAGCCCAAACAACCUGGUUUUUUCUUGGAAAAAGAUUCAAAUGAAGCACAUUGUUUCUCAAGUAAGCAGGAAUUAUUUUCGACCAAUGAAAUGACAAUUACAUUAUUGGAGGCUCGGUAAGAACUUUGCACUAACAAAACUCAUAGAGAAUUGUCGAUACAGAAUCAUGUUCAUGAUUAUAAUCUGUAAACUUUUCCUACAUUCAAGUAAGCUAUGUCAAUUCUAUUGGUA
Quercus robur (English oak) is the source of this 2782-nucleotide messenger RNA. RefSeq names its product G-type lectin S-receptor-like serine/threonine-protein kinase At4g27290. Gene Ontology annotation, molecular function: ATP binding; protein serine/threonine kinase activity. Gene Ontology annotation, biological process: recognition of pollen; protein phosphorylation. Lineage: Eukaryota; Viridiplantae; Streptophyta; Magnoliopsida; Fagales; Fagaceae. The record is from RefSeq and is a predicted model, not a curated record. The coding region runs from base 197 to 2671 and encodes 824 amino acids. The transcript is spliced from 7 exons.